GUGUCUCCCCGAGAGCAGGGUGUGGCCAGUGGUCCAGCCGGUCACUCGCGGAUGGCCAGCCCGUCCUGACCCGGGAGACUUAACCCCACUCUCCACCAUGCCUGCAGGCCGGGUGGGCUGAGGGUGCGGAACACCCCGAGACCGCAGCCCCUGGCGGAGCUCAGAGCAGGCUUGGGGAGGUUCUGCGGCUCCCGGCUGUCAACGCCCGCCGCCCUCCCUGCCUCACUUCCUCCCGCAGCCCCCGCCGCCCCGGAGGCACGGGAUCCCGGCGGGUCCGCAGCCCCGGCCGCCACGCCCUGGCCUCGGCCCGCGGGGCCCCAGCCAGACCUCUUACCCCAACCCAGGACUGGGAAGAAGGAGGGAAGGAGGAGCCUCUGACAACUCGGUCUCCACUGAGGUUUGAGCCAGACAGAGCAGCCUCCUCCCCUUAGGAUGGCCUCGUCCUCCAGCUCUCCCACUUUCAGGCUCCAGACAUCAGACGGAGGCCAAGAAGAUGGCACUGAGGCGGACAAAGGAAAGCUGGGCCUUGGGGACGGGCCGCCCCCCAUGGAGUCACCAUUCCAGAGCGAAGACCGGAACUGCCCCCCUCAGAUCAAAGUGAACCUCAACUACCGCAAAGGAACGGGUGUCAGGCCAGCAGGGCAUACAGCCUCUGACAGUCUGUGGGUACCUCCUGUGGUCCCAUCCCCACCUGGACUCCCGCUCAAGAGCAUGACAGGUUCCUGUGCUGAAAUCCUCUCUGGGAUAAUGAGCCUGUUCCAGCCAGACCCAAAACGCUUUGACCGUGACCGGCUCUUCAGCGUGGUGGCCCGGGGCGUCCCCGAGGAUCUGGCUGGGUUAGCAGAGUACCUGUCCCGGACCAGCAAGUACCUCACCGACUCAGAGUACACAGAGGGCUCCACGGGUAAGACGUGCCUGAUGAAGGCCGUGUUGAACCUUCGGGAUGGGGCCAACGCCUGCAUCCUGCCGUUGCUGCAGAUUGACCGGGACUCUGGCAAUCCCCAGCCCCUGGUCAAUGCCCAGUGCACGGAUGAGUACUACCGAGGCCACAGCGCCUUGCAUAUUGCCAUUGAGAAGAGGAGCCUGCAGUGUGUGAAGCUCUUGGUGGAGAAUGGGGCCAAUGUGCAUGCCCGGGCCUGUGGCCACUUCUUCCAGAAGAAGAGCCAAGGGACUUGCUUCUACUUCGGCGAGCUGCCCCUCUCUCUGGCCGCGUGCACCAAGCAGUGGGAUGUGGUGACCUACCUCCUGGAGAACCGGCAUCAGCCUGCCAGCCUGCAGGCGGCCGACUCACUGGGCAACACUGCCCUGCACGCCUUGGUGAUGAUCGCAGAUAACUCGGCCGAGAACAGUGCGCUGGUGAUCCGCAUGUACGACGGGCUCCUCCGAGCCGGCGCCCGCCUCUGCCCCACAGUGCAGCUCGAAGACAUCCCCAACCUGCAGGGCCUCACGCCCCUGAAGCUGGCCGCCAAGGAGGGCAAAAUCGAGAUUUUCAGACACAUCCUGCAGCGGGAGUUCUCAGGGCUGUGCCAGCCACUUUCCCGGAAGUUUACCGAGUGGUGCUAUGGGCCUGUCCGGGUGUCGCUGUAUGACCUGGCCUCUGUGGACAGCUGGGAGGAGAACUCAGUGCUGGAGAUCAUCGCCUUUCAUUGCAGAAGCCCGCACCGACACCGGAUGGUGGUUUUGGAGCCGCUGAACAAACUGCUACAGGCGAAAUGGGAUCUGCUAAUCCCCAGAUUCUUCUUCAACUUCCUGUGUUACUUGAUGUACAUGUUCCUCUUCACUGCUGUUGCCUACCACCAGCCCGCCCUGGAGAAGGCCUUCCUCUCCCUGAAAGUGACUGGAGGCUCCAUGCUGCUGCUGGGCCACAUCCUGAUCCUGCUUGGGGGCGUCUACCUCCUCGUGGGCCAGCUGUGGUACUUCUGGAGACGCCGUCUGUUCAUCUGGAUCUCGUUCCUGGACAGCUACUUUGAAAUCCUCUUCCUGAUUCAGGCCCUGCUCACGGUGGUGUCCCAGGUGCUGCGUUUCCUGGCCGUCGAGUGGUACCUGCCCCUGCUGGUGUCCUCGCUGGUGCUGGGCUGGCUGAACCUGCUUUACUACACACGUGGCUUGCAACACACGGGCAUCUACAGUGUCAUGAUCCAGAAGGUCAUCCUGCGGGACCUACUCCGCUUCCUGCUGGUCUACUUAGUCUUCCUUUUCGGCUUCGCUGUAGCCCUGGUGAGCUUGAGCCGGGAAGCCCUGGACUCCGGGGUCCCCACGGGCCCCAAUGUCACGGAGGCAGCACAGCCUGGGGUGGGACGGGAGGACGAGGGGGGCAGCUCGUCCCCAUACGGUGGCAUCCUGGACGCCUCCUUGGAGCUCUUCAAGUUCACCAUCGGCAUGGGGGAGCUGGCCUUCCAAGACCAGCUGCGUUUCCGCGGCGUCGUGCUGUUGCUGCUGCUGGCAUACGUGCUGCUCACCUACAUCCUGCUGCUCAACAUGCUCAUCGCCCUCAUGAGCGAGACCGUCAACAGUGUCGCCACCGACAGCUGGAGCAUCUGGAAGCUGCAGAAAGCCAUCUCUGUCCUGGAGAUGGAGAAUGGCUACUGGUGGUGCAGAAGGAAGAAGCGGCGGGCAGGCGUGAAGCUGGCCGUUGGCACCAGGCCAGAUGGCAGCCCUGAUGAGCGCUGGUGCUUCCGGGUGGAGGAAGUGAACUGGGCCGCGUGGGAACAGACGCUGCCAACCGUGUGUGAGGAGCCAGCAGGGCCUGGCGUCCCUGGCACCGUGAAGAAGCCUGUCCUGGCCGUCCAAGCGGAGGAGGACACCGCCUCGGAGGAUGACCACCUGCCCCUCCAGCUCCUGGAGUCCUGCUGAUGUCCUGCCCAGAUGCAGGACAGAGCCAGGGAAUCUCUCCAGCCCUACCUGCUGGCUCUGGGGCUCCAGGGAACUUCGCUGGCAAAUAUAAAUAAAUAUUUUCUCACGA
Panthera uncia (snow leopard) is the source of this 2962-nucleotide messenger RNA. It is a transcript of the gene TRPV2, whose product is annotated as transient receptor potential cation channel subfamily V member 2. The transcript is spliced from 16 exons. The record is from RefSeq and is a predicted model, not a curated record. Lineage: Eukaryota; Metazoa; Chordata; Mammalia; Carnivora; Felidae. Gene Ontology annotation, molecular function: protein binding; calcium channel activity. Gene Ontology annotation, biological process: calcium ion import across plasma membrane. The coding region runs from base 433 to 2853 and encodes 806 amino acids. Gene Ontology annotation, cellular component: membrane.